AUGGCGAAGUGGGCAGAUAAACAGGAGCAGAUCCCAGAGCAGUCACGGGCAACAACCACAGGGCUUUUACUCAGUCUGCCAGCUUCGUCUGGGCAACAAACUCUUAACUUCACUUUCUCUUCUUCUUCUUCUUCUUCUUCUUCUUCUUCUUCUUCUUCUUCUUCUUCUUCUUCUUCUUCUUCUUCUUCUUCUUCUUCUUCUUCUUCUGCUUCUUCUUCUUCUUCUGCUUCUUCUUCUUCUUCUUCUUCUUCUUCUCCUUCUUCCUCUUCUUCUUCUUCUUAUUCCUCUUCUUCUUCUUCUUCUUCUUCUUCUUCUUCUUCUUCUUCUUCUUCAUCCUCCACCUCCUCCUCCUUUUCUUCCUCCCUAUCCUCCUUCUACUCCUCUUCUUCCUCCUCCUCUUCUUCCUCCCUAUCCUCCACCUCCACCUCCUCUUCUUCCUCCCUAUCCUCCUCCACCUCCUCCUCCUCUUCUUCCUCCCUGUCCUCCUCCACCUCCUCCUCCUCUUCUUCCUCCCUAUCCUCCUCCACCUUCUCCUCGUCCUCUUCUUCCUCCAUGUCCUCCUCCACCUCCUCCUCCUCCUCUUCUUCCUCCCUGUCCUCCUCCACCUCCUCCUCCUCCUCCUCUUCCUCCCUAUCCUCCCCCUCCACCUCCUCCUCCUCCUCUUCUUCCUCCCUAUCCUCCUCCACCUCCUCCUCCUCCUCUUCUUCCUCC
Molecule: messenger RNA, 711 nt
Organism: Engraulis encrasicolus (European anchovy)
Lineage: Eukaryota; Metazoa; Chordata; Actinopteri; Clupeiformes; Engraulidae
Exons: 3
Source: RefSeq, a predicted model, not a curated record